Rangifer tarandus platyrhynchus (Svalbard reindeer) is the source of this 1188-nucleotide messenger RNA. The record is from the annotation of a GenBank genome assembly. NCBI's taxonomy places the organism in Eukaryota, Metazoa, Chordata, Mammalia, Artiodactyla, Cervidae.
AUGCUAGGCUGGCGUCGUCUAAUCUUCAUCUUGCUGGGCGGGACCGUCACCUGCUUGGUUGCGCAGCAGGUGCCACCGUGGACCGAAGACUGCAGAAAAUCAACCUAUCCUCCUUCUGGGCCCACUUACCGGGGUCCGGUUCCGUGGUUCACCAUAAAUCUCGAUUUACCACCGUACAAAAGAUGGCAUGAAUUGAUGGUGGUCAAAGCACCAGCGCUGAAAGUUAUAGUGAAUUCCAUGAAGAAUAUAAUAAAUGCAUUUGUGCCAAGUGGAAAAAUUGUACAGUUAGUGGAUCAAAAGUUGCCUGGUCUGCUUGGCAACUUGCCUGGCCCUUUCGAGGAGGAAUUAAAGGGAAUUGCAGCUGUUACUGAAAUCCCUUUAGGAGAGAUUAUUUUAUUCAAUAUUUUCUAUGAAUUUUUUACCAUUUGUACUUCAAUAAUAACAGAAGACAAAGAAGGUCAUCUACUACAUGGGCGAAACAUGGAUUUUGGAUUAUUUCUUGGGUGGAAUAUAAAUAAUGAUACUUGGGUCGUAACUGAGGAACUAAAACCUUUAACAGUGAAUUUGGACUUCCAAAGGAGCAAUAAAACUCUCUUCAAGGCAACAGCCUUUGCUGGCUAUGUGGGCAUGUUAACAGGAUUCAAACCAGGAUUGUUUAGUGUUACACUCAAUGAACGCUUCAGUAUGGAUGGUGGUUUUAUGGGUGUCAUAGAAUGGAUUUUGGGAAAGAAAGAUGCCCAGUGGAUAGGGUUUAUCAUUAGAUCAGUUCUAGAAAAUAGCACAAGUUAUGAAGAAACCAAGAAUAUAUUGACCAAAACCAAGAUAUUGGCCCCAGCAUACUUUAUCCUGGGAGGCAACCAGUCUGGGGAGGGUUGUGUGAUUACACGAGACAGAACACAGUCUCUGGAUGUAUAUGAACUCGACCCCAAGCAGGGUAGAUGGUAUGUGGUACAAACAAAUUAUGACCGAUGGAAAAACCCCUUCUUCCUUGAUGAUCGCAGAACACCUGCAAAGAUGUGUCUGAACCAGACAACCCAAGAGAAUAUCUCAUUUGCAACCAUGUAUGAUGUCUUGUCAACAAAACCUGUCCUCAACAAGCUGACGGUAUACACAGUCUUGAUAGAUGUUACCAAAGGUCAGUUUGAGACGUACCUGCGGGACUGCCCAGACCCCUGCAUCGGGUGGUGA